AUGGAAGCCUUCUACCUGCCCCUGAGCUGCUUUGACUACUCCACAGAAGGCAAGAACGACUUCCCACACCAGAGCCAGCUCCGUGCGCAUUUCUUGUCCUUCAUCAGCCAGGGCAAUGACAGCAGGGAGCCCGUGGCUGUGAGGUUCGAAGCAGUGGAAACCGGAGGGAAUCGACAGAUCCACCCCCAUGGCUUUAACGUUCGCUUCGUGGACGGCCAGUGCAAAGUCCUGAUCAUGCAACUGGCGGUGUGCAUCGCGCACAAGCUGGGCUUGGAGAAGGACGUGCUCAGGACAUUGCCGUCCUUUGCUAUGGUUCUCUGCUCGCACACCAAGCACGCAUCCCUGGCAGCCUACCACUACGUGAACAAGCGGCAACCCACGCCGCUGGCGGCUCGUUCCGCCCAGAACUUCGAGAGUUCAAGACAGAAGAAGAUCGAGAGGGUGACAGCAGAGGGAAAAGACACAAACCAGGGGGCAGCUAACCUGACAGGCUUGGGCGCCCGGACAGCGGAGACGCAAGCUCCUUCGGCGUUGCAGUACAUGGCCGAAAUUGAGCAGGCGAUGAAGUGCGAAAAGGCGCUGACCACCAGGAAAGUCACGACCCGCGAACUCCUCUCGAAAUGUAUCGCGGACUACAACAAGUUGAUCACGGUGAAAAAAUGGAGAAUCGACUCCGGCAAGCGGAAGCUCAUCUCCAAUUUGAUGGAUGUUG
Messenger RNA from Symbiodinium sp. CCMP2592, 712 nucleotides. The record is from the annotation of a GenBank genome assembly. NCBI's taxonomy places the organism in Eukaryota, Dinophyceae, Suessiales, Symbiodiniaceae.